GGCGGCAAGAAGCAGCUGAAAUACUUCACGGUGAAUGAGGAGAACGGGAACCUGUACGUGAACGAGAGGCUGGACCGGGAGGAGAUGUGCGGCGAGUCGGAGACCUGCUCCGUCAGCUUCGAGGUGCUGGUGCACAACCCGCUGAACGUUUACCACGUUGAGGUGGACAUAGAGGACGUGAAUGACAAUUCCCCGGCUUUCAGCAAAGGUGCUCUGGAACUGGAGAUUGGUGAAUGGACUCUUCCCGGUGCUCGUUUUCCAUUGGAGAGGGCACAAGACGCUGACGUGGGAAUGAACUCACUGUUGACUUACCAUCUCACCAGCAACCCGUCCUUCUCUCUGGCCUUAAAAGACAGCUCUGAGGUGAGCAAGCAGCCGGAAUUGGUGCUGGAGACAGCGUUGGACCGGGAGAAGCAGAGCUCCUUUGACUUGGUACUGACGGCAGUGGACAGUGGGAAACCUGCGAGAUCCGGGACUGUCCAGGUUCGCAUCAACGUUACGGACUUAAAUGACAACGUACCCGUGUUCAGCAAAGGUGUGUACGAGGCGAGAGUUGCAGAGAAUUUGCCAGCAGGGUCGCUGGUGCUGCGGGUGCGGGCGACAGAUGCAGACGCGGGCACCAACGGGCAAGUCUCCUACUCCUUCAGCAACGUUCACGGUACCAUCAGUUCGUUGUUUACGGUCGACAGCGAAAGUGGGGAGGUCAGGACCGCGGGUCCCUUAGAUUUCGAGGAGAAGAGUAAAUACAUCUUUGGCUUGGAGGCGAAGGAUGGUGGGGGUUUAGUGUCAUAUUGCAAAGUGCAGAUAGACAUCAUAGACGAGAAUGACAAUGCGCCCGAGAUCACGGUGCUGUCGUUGUCAAGCCCGGUGCCCGAGGACGCUCCGAUCGGCACCGUGGUGGCUCUGCUGAACAUUGACGACCCGGAUUCCGGCGAGAACGGUCAGGUGUCGUGCGAUAUUUCUCCUUGUUUUCCGGAGUCGUGUUUAUGUGAGUUGCGCAGCCUCGUCUUCGUGACGGAAUGA
Molecule: messenger RNA, 1023 nt
Organism: Zonotrichia albicollis (white-throated sparrow)
Lineage: Eukaryota; Metazoa; Chordata; Aves; Passeriformes; Passerellidae
Source: RefSeq, a predicted model, not a curated record